Pseudomassariella vexata is the source of this 2305-nucleotide messenger RNA. RefSeq lists its product as uncharacterized. Gene Ontology annotation, molecular function: zinc ion binding; DNA binding. Gene Ontology annotation, cellular component: nucleus. The record is from RefSeq and is a predicted model, not a curated record. The transcript has 4 exons. Gene Ontology annotation, biological process: DNA-templated transcription. The coding region runs from base 16 to 1914 and encodes 632 amino acids. Lineage: Eukaryota; Fungi; Ascomycota; Sordariomycetes; Amphisphaeriales; Pseudomassariaceae.
GGAGCUGUUACUGACAUGGUACAACAGUGCGAUCGCCAAUAUCCGUGCAAUCAUUGUUCCAAGCGUCGGCAAAUGGAAAGAUGUAUUUAUCAUUCCCAUCCAGACACGCGGCAUUUAUUGAAGUCCCCGCGAAGCCUCGAUAUCGAUGACUCGGCUCUGCCUGCGGAAUUCGUCGACUCAAGCUUUGUGCUUUCAACCAAGUCUGGCGUGUCCCCCCCGGGUCUUGGCGGCCAAGAUCUGUCACCACUGGCUGCAAGAUAUGGUUAUAUCGAAAGCAGUACUUCAAACAGCCUGGCGCUUAUCCGUAAAUUCGGCGGGAACGAUUAUGCGCCGCAAAACACAUGUAGUCAGCCUUUGACCGGCGAGGACUCGGAGGAAGUGAAAUCUCUUAUUGCCAGCAUGCCUCGUCGCCACAUCCUCGACUUAUUGCUGCAGGUUUUCGUGUCUGAGAUCUCCUGGAUCGACCAACUGAUAUAUCCUCCCUGGUUCCUUAGACAAUACCGAGACCUGUGGGAAAAGGGGCCGACACUCUGUGUUGCUGAUGUCGAGUUUCUCGUUCUGAUGCUCACGGUCUGCUCUUACGCGACCCAAUUCCUACCCUCGCCCUACUAUACCCUUGAUAGGAUCGAUGGCAUCUCACUCUCUCAUAUCGACAAUAUGUGCGCAGAGAUGGCAGUCUGUCUCUCACGUAUCACAUUCCGACUCGACGAGCGAGGCUCCUGGAUCCGUGUCCAGCAUGUAGUGUUCCAUGCUCUCAAGUGUCAGAUGGUAGGUGACAUGGCGAUGUGCUUGGCUGCCUUGGGCAGUGCCGUAAAUACAGCGCAGAACGACGGGAUGCACCGGGACGAGAUCCCACCGAUACCUCACAUGGAUUAUCUGCAGAAAGAGAUGAGACACAGGACUUACUGUUACCUUUACGUCUGGGACAGUCAUCUGGCUCGACUUCUCGAUCAUGUGCCGCUGUUGCCCGUUGCCGCUGCCCAGAGAAAAUGGAUUCACAUGCGUCUUUUCUACGCCCAAGUAGAUGAACACAGCAGCGGGGGAGACGCCGAGGCCGAAACUGACGCCUCGGAUAACUAUACGGAGCGCCUCCUUCAGGCUCGCCUAGAGAAUUUCUGGAGAAAUUCGGAGGCGGCACAGGCGGCAGAGUACAACAUGAUGGCCGCCGAUGAUCGCUAUUACCAGUUCUGCGAUGAGUUCCUUGCCAAGCUUCCGGCCAGCUUUAGACUGCAGCCCGACAAAACCUGGGACAAGCGUCACCCGAAGCUCCCUCUGCUGCGACAGAUGUUACACAUCGCAAUCUACCACUCGCUAUGCUGGAGCUUCCGGCCUCUCCUCUGGACACUUCAGGAUACGGACAGGCUUCCAAAAUUCAAACAGGUGCUGCUAUACAGCCAGAAAAGGGCCAUGGCCGUUGCUGCUCUUCACGUGCUAGAUGCUGUCGGCACUCUACACAGAUUUCUUGGCGGGAGCCACAGUCGCAUCAUUGGACUCAUAAUUCCUACAUUCGAGGCGGCCGCCCUCCUCGUAUGUCUUUGUCUUGAUGUGGAGUUUCCCGAGGAGUAUGGUGGCGAGCCAGGUCCGGGUAAAAUAAACCGCAUAGACCCACUUCGCACGAGCUUAAUUGAAGCAGUGCAAAACGCGUUGCGUCGUCUGCGCAUGUUGGCCGAUGUCAGUAGUGUGGCCGAAGUAGGUGCUCAAAGCCUUGAAGGGCUUGUCGCCAAAAUCGUGACGAUGACAUCGACGGUAUCGACAACAUCGGAGGAAGAAACGCUGACGGGCAACCAAGAACGGAACGUGAGGCCACCAUCUCAUCAUGAGAUGACACCGAUAGCAGAAAUCCAGGCCGCGAACUGGUCACUGUUUGUUGAGCCCACAGCAGGUCUCUGUCACGGGAUUUCAAGUGCAAAGUGAAGGACGAGAGUGCUCAAGCGAAACAAGCUGCCAGUCACCAGGUAGGUACCAAUAGCGUAGUAUAUGGGACUCAAUAACGACAAGUUAAUCGCUGCCCUCUCUAAAAGAAGAGGGGUCACAGCAGCCUAGUUAUACAUUUCCGACCCCUGUCCAGGCCAAGCCACUGUGGCUUAUUUGCACCUGACAGGACGCCCUCUCCCUAUGGCUUCUGUCCUCAGAAGCCGAAGGUACUCAGCAGGUGUACCUCUGGGGUCCUCUGAAGGUCGACUCCCCAAAGCUAGGAACAUCUAGUUCCGACAACCAAAACAACAAUCCAUCUGCUCCUAACCAUAGACUUAGAUUCGCCUCCAAGAGAACAAUAGGAAUCCACCUGCGAUCCUUUCGUAGACAC